AUGAAUCGCACGUUAAAGGGAAUUCUGACAGCUUAUGUAAAUAAGGACCAUAAUGAUUGGGACGAUCACUUACCACUGGCCUUGUUUGCAUACCGUAACAGUGUGCAUUCCUCGUCUGGGGUUUCACCUUUCCAGGCAAUUUAUGGUCGCGAAGCCACUACACCGCUGGUACUUAUGGACACCGAAACUGAAGUUAAGGAACAGUUUAUUUCAAAUUACUGUGAUGAACUGGAGAAGACAUUAAAGGACGUACAUCGCAGCAUCAAAACGAACAUUGACGUGGCGCAAAGUAAGCAGAAGAAAGGGUACGACGAACAUAAUGACGUUGACCGAAGUACAGCGCUAAAGGAAGGGGAUCGGGUGUGGCUCAAUAACAAAGCGGUACCAAAGGGCUUGAGCCGAAAAUUCCAUUCACCGUGGACGGGGCCUUACGUAGUGAUCAAGAGACUGGGCAAGGUAAACUACCAUAUCAAGCCGGGGCCUGGGAACGGUAAGACAAGAGUGGUACAUCGCAAUCGACUUAAGCUAGACAUCCGCCAGCCUAGAAUCGAAGAAACCCUGUCUGUUGAUCAACCAGAAAAGCACAACUCGAGAGUCGAAUUGCUCCCAGGCGAGCCAGUGAUACAUCACGGAGAGAGGCUGGCGGACGCACAGCUGUUACCAGCAGAGGAGCUGAUCCAAUUGCGUAGGUCUAACCGUAAUCGCCGACAACCUGAUAGAUAUCAGGAUUAUAACUUAGAUGAACUAGAGAUCGAGGACGCUCUCAAUUAA
Molecule: messenger RNA, 771 nt
Organism: Paramuricea clavata
Lineage: Eukaryota; Metazoa; Cnidaria; Anthozoa; Malacalcyonacea; Plexauridae
Source: the annotation of a GenBank genome assembly